Cuscuta campestris is the source of this 1752-nucleotide messenger RNA. The record is from the annotation of a GenBank genome assembly. Lineage: Eukaryota; Viridiplantae; Streptophyta; Magnoliopsida; Solanales; Convolvulaceae.
GCCAUCUGUAUAUUAGGCCACCCCUUAUAUCCAAUCCCUUGCCCGCCCCUUCAUUCACUUUUUUUUUUCUUUCUUCUUUAUCACAAACUUUUAGAGAUAGAGAGGGAGCCGGACAAAAUAAGCCUAGAGAGACUCCACUACUCCUCCAACCCCAUUUUAUUUUCAAAACCAAUAAUAAUAAUAAUAAUAAUUUUAUUAUUAUUAUCUAAGCUUAUCACCUAGCCUUCAUUUCAUCAUUUCUUCAAUCUGUCCAAAUGGGGGAGGAAGAGAAAAAGGGGGAUGAAGUGAAGAAGCCGGAGGAGGUGGAGAAGAAAGUAGAUGAGAGCAGUCCUGCUGCGGCGGGCGGCGGCGGCGGAGGAGAGGAGAAAGCGGACGGAGAGGCCGCCGCCAGUAAAGCGGCGGCAGAGGAUAAGAAGGACGAGUCUCCGCCGCCGCCCCCGGAAGUUGUUCUUAGAGUGUUCAUGCAUUGCGAGGGGUGUGCCCGCAAAGUCCGCCGCUGCCUCAAAGGCUUUGACGGGGUAGAGGAAGUGGUGACUGAUUGCAAGACCCAUACGGUGGUGGUGAAAGGUGAAAAGGCAGAUCCAAUAAAAGUGUUGGAGAGGGUUCAGAAGAAGAGCCACCGCCAGGUUGAGCUACUCUCUCCCAUUCCGCCGCCGCCUCCACCGGCGGAGGAACCCAAAAAGCCGCCGGAGGAACCCCCUCAGGCGGAGGAGAAAAAACAGCCCCAGGUGGUGAGUGCCAUUCUGAAAGUUCACAUGCACUGUGAGGCAUGUGCACAAGAAAUCAAGAGGAGGAUCCAGAGGAUGAAAGGUGUAGAAAAUGUUGAACCUGACUUUAAGGGCUCGUUGGUGACGGUUAAGGGCAUCUUUGAGCCCCCAACCCUAGUGGAUUACAUAGCCAAGAGGACCGGCAAAAGGGUGGAGAUUGUGAAGGUGGAGCCCGAGAAGGCGGCGGACGGGGCGGAGGAGAGCCCGAAGGAGGACAAGACCUCCGCCGCAGAAGGAGGAGAGAAAAAAGAGGAGAAGACCGGCGGCGAGGAAGACGCCGCUGGUAAAGAAAAGAAAGAAGGGGCAGCUGCCCCUCCUGCUGACGUCCCUGCUGAAAUGGCAGGGACUGUCGUCGGGUUUCCAGAUCAAGACGACCCGAAGCUGGAACUGAGGAAGAACGAGUUUUUCUACUACUACUACCCUCCGCCGAACUACUACCACCUCCACGUCCCGUCUCCUCCUCUACCUCCCCCGAGGUAUGGUCAUCAAGAGAUCUAUGGAUAUGGAGUGGAAGCUCAUCAUCCUCCACCACAGAUGUUUAGUGACGACAACCCAAAUGCAUGUUCAGUGAUGUGAACCAUCAUCAUCAUCACCAUCAUCAUCAUGAUGCAUGUAUGUAUGUACGAGGAACAUGGAGAUCAAAUCAGUGAGAGAUAAUAUAUAUACAUAAGGCACAUGGUUGAUCUGCAUGGACAUGGGGCCAUUGUUGGUGUGUCUACACAUGCAUGUGCCCUUGUCUCCCCCUCAAAACCUCUUUAUUUCUACCCCUUUUUUUGUUGUUUACUUUAUCAUGCAUGUUCCAUAUAUAGUGUUAGGUAAUAAUAUCUCAUUUACCUAUAUUAUUGUAGCAUAUAUAUGUUACUAAUAAAUAAAUAGUAUUCCCAAUGCUUUAAUAAUUACAUUUGGUCGAGCUAAAAUGUGAGAAUAUAUAUAUAUGCAUGUUGAAUUUGUAUUACUAAAUUAUGAAUGAAAUUAUUGAAUAUAU